Molecule: messenger RNA, 4561 nt
Organism: Ictalurus furcatus (blue catfish)
Lineage: Eukaryota; Metazoa; Chordata; Actinopteri; Siluriformes; Ictaluridae
Gene: diaph1
Product: protein diaphanous homolog 1
Exons: 11
Coding region: 1-1536 (511 amino acids)
Biological process (GO): actin filament polymerization
Cellular component (GO): cytoplasm; actin filament
Molecular function (GO): actin binding; microtubule binding
Source: RefSeq, a predicted model, not a curated record
AUGGCAGCCAGCAGUGUAGCGCUGCUGUUAAUCCAGCGCUUUCGGAGUGGAGCGUCAGUGCUGCCGUGUACAGACGGAGAACACGCACCAACCGCAUGCCGCAGCUGGGCGCGUGAGCUUAUUGUGAGCAUCGGCCCGUACGUGUGUCUCGUCCUGUCUGUAGCAAAGAAAGAUCAGGAUGGAGGAGAGGAUAAAGCAGGUCCGAAGAAGAAAGUGAAGGAGCUGAAAGUUCUCGAUUCCAAAUCGUCCCAGAACCUCUCUAUUUUCCUGGGCUCGAACAGAUUGCCUUAUGAGGAGAUGAAAAAUGCAAUUUUGGAGGUGAACGAGAAGGUGCUUACAGAGAACACGGUGCAGAGUCUGCUGAAGCUGUUGCCUGAGGAGGAGCAGCUAAAUGUGUUAUUAGAGUUGAAGGAUGAAUACGACGACCUCGCCGAGUCUGAACAGUUUGGAGUGGUGAUAAGUUCGGUGAAACGUCUGAAGCCGCGGCUCAACGCCAUCUUGUUCCGGCUGCAGUUUGAAGAGCAGAUAAAUAACGUGAAGCCGGACAUCGUGGCCGUGACUGCAGCGUGCGAGGAGCUGAUCAAGAGCGAUAACUUUUCCCAGCUCCUUCAGAUCAUCCUGCUCAUUGGCAACUACAUGAACGCCGGCUCACGUAACGCCAGAGCCUUUGGCUUCGGCAUCAGCUACCUGUGCAAGCUCAGAGACACCAAGUCCGCAGAUCAGAAGCAGACUCUCUUGCAUUUCCUGGCAGACGUGUGUCAGGAGCAACAUCCCAACGUCAUGCACUUCCCUGAGGAGCUUAUUCACCUGGAGAAAGCCAGCAGAGUUUCGGCAGAGACGCUGCAGAAGAAUCUGGAUCAGAUGGGGAAGCAGAUCAAGGAUCUGGAGAAGGACAUUGAGACUUUCCCUCCUCCCCAAAAUGACAAGGACAAGUUUGUUGAGAAGAUGACUAGUUUUGUGGCGACUGCCCGAGAGCAGUUUGAGAAGCUCAAGCUGAUGCACAGCAACAUGGAGAAGCAGUAUGAAGACCUGGGCAAAUAUUUUGUGUUUGACCCCAAGAAGAUGGGCCCCGAGGAGCUAUUCGGGGACCUCAACAACUUUAGGAACAUGUUCCAGCAAGCCGUGAUCGAGAAUCAGAAACGCAAGGAAGCAGAAGAAAAGAUGCGCAAGGCCAAACUCGCGAAAGAGAAAGCCGAGAAAGAGAAAGAGGAGAGGCAGAAGAGAAUGAACGCCGGGCACUCACUCAACAUCAAUGACGAUGGCGACGAGACGGGUAUCAUGGACGGCCUGUUGGAAGCGCUUCAGUCAGGAGCUGCUUUCAAAAGGAAGAGAGGACCACGGCAAGCAGGAAAUCGGAGAGGAGCUGGUCAAGCAGUGACGAACAUUCUCGCCAAAGAACUGCUGCAGGAAGACCCCAAGCCUCAAGCCGCAACCAAAAAGACCCGACUGGACAAUGAAAGCAAAAAGGCGGAGUCAGCGGAAGACACAGGUUCACUGGAGGAUCUUUUGGACGAUGCCCCACCACGGUCUAAUUAGGAACUUCCUAUAUUGACCCUCCCUUUCAUGCUGAAGGAGUCAAGGGGUUGGACAUUGUUUUGGCGCCAAAUGUGAUGGCAGGGCUUUCUUUGACCCACACCCCCAAGUAAGCCUUCAUGGCUUACCAUUGGCCAAUUUUACCGUAGAUGAGGGGUUCUGUCGGCCCUGCCCAUAAUUGGAGUUUAGGGAGUGCUGCCACAACACCUUUACUCAUCCACUGCCCUGUUUUCAUCACUUAUUUCGUAUCUUAUUAUUCAACACUUCUUUGAAGGUAAAAUCGGAUCAACCCAAAGAAAGAGUUCUUAAACUCUGACACCUAUCAGGGGAUACAUUCCAGGAUAUUUCUGCACUUAUAUGUUUAGUUUCUUUGUACUUAAAUUGUUUAUCAGUACUUCGUAUCUACACACAGAAAUUGUUUGUUGUUGUUUUCUGGAGCCAAGUGUAGCUACUAUGCAAAACAUACUGUAUAUGGGGUGAUAAAGUGAAUUUCCAUUACAUUAGCACAAGCAAAGCAAAAAAGUGCCAACUGAUAGCAAAUGUACCUACCAGCAAACUGGUCAAUAAGAGUGUGCCUUAAGUGGAAUGGAAACCAAACACAGGCAGGUAUGUUCGCUGACCAUUUACUUGAUAGAGAAUGUGUGCGUGAGUGUGAGUGUGUGCGAGCGAGAGCGUGCGUGCGAGAGGGUGAGUGUGUGUGCAAGCGCGAGGGGGUGUGCACGCGAGAGGUUGAGUGUGUGUGCAAGCGCGAGGGGCUGUGUGCGCAAGAGGGUGCGAGCGUGAGAGGCUGAGUGUGUGUGCAAGCGCGAGGGGGUGAGUGUGUGCAAGCGCGAGGGGCUGUGUGCGCAAGAGGGUGAGAGGGUGAGUGUGUGUGCAAGCGCGAGGGGGUGAGUGUGUGCAAGCGCGAGGGGCUGUGUGCGCAAGAGGGUGAGAGGGUGAGUGUGUGUGCAAGCGCGAGGGGGUGAGUGUGUGCAAGCGCGAGGGGCUGUGUGCGCAAGAGGGUGAGUGUGUGUGCGAGCGCAAGAGGGUGAGUGUGUGUGCGAGCGCGAGAGAGGGUGAGUGUGUGUGCAAGCGCGAGGGGGUGAGUGUGUGCAAGCGCAAGAGAGGGUGAGUGUGUGUGCGAGCGCGAGGGGGUGAGUGUGUGCAAGCGCGAGAGAGGGUGAGUGUGUGUGCGAGCGCGAGGGGCUGUGUGCGCAAGAGGGUGAGUGCGUGCGAGCGCGAGGGGGUGAGUGUGUGUGCGAGCGCGAGGAUGUGAGUGUGUGUGUGUGUGUGCGAGCGCGAGGGGGUGUGUGUGUGCAAGCGCGAGAGAGGGUGAGUGUGUGUGAGAGUUAUAUUGAAGGUCUGGUACUUCAUUGUGAGACUAUUUUCCCUGUAACAGUUCUGCUGUUUUUGUCUAUUUUUGUCCUUUAGAAAGCUCUAGCUGCACAUCUCCUAGCUAAAUCCAGAGUAGUCUCUCAUUAUAUCACCACAGUGAUAGUGUGUGUGUGUGUGUGUGUGUGUGUGCACGUGUGCAUGUGUGUGUGGGAGCGUUUACACACUGCUCUGUAUAAUUACUGCACUGGAUAAACUGUCAUAAACAUCUCAUAAACAGUUCUAUUGUGUGUAUAUCUGAGAGAUAUGGAUGUGCUGAAUAUGUUCUGAAUUUCCCGCACACUUAAUCGCCGCCCAGAAGGCGCUGCAGUCCUCGCCCGUUAUCCUGUCCAUGUUUGAUUUAAGACAGAUUUUGAGUUUGCUUGUGCCAGACGAACAAACAGUUCGUUCUCUUUAGCUGUCGGGGGGAAAAACACGCAUCAGUUUAAUACUGCAGUUAUUACUCUCUCUGAUCUCAGAUACAUAGCUGAGGUCCAGUAUUUCUGCUGGAAAUGAUCUCCCAUUCAGCAGAAUAUUACUCUCAGCUUAGAAACAUAUAAUCAACAAUUAAACCGUUUGCUGGAACAGUAUACACAUUAUACAUGUUAGAUGUCUGUAAGGGUUUUUAAACAGCAUCUUUGUCCUGAAUGUACCGUAACAUUUAUCAUCAUAGGUCUUAAAACACUGGACACACGCUUAUUGACUGCAAGGCAUUCUGGAUGUUCUGCUGCAGUUAUGUGAACGUGCAGCUGCUUUCGAUGCGUCUCUGUUUUAUCCUGAGAAGGAGUCUUCCAUAGAACCCUCGGUACUGUAUGGACCAUUUUGUAGCAUGUUUGUAAGGAUGAUUUCGCAAUUAUAAAGCCUCUACGCGUCGGCCGAGCCUUUAGUUUGAGCGUAGAGCGCUUUUCAAAUCAGCUGAGGAAGAUUUAGCCAUAGAACUGACUCUCUCUGUCUCUCUCUCUCUCUCUCUCUCUCUCUCUCUCUCUGUCUCUCUCUCUCUCUCUGUCUCUCUCUCAAGCUCUCCUUUUGUUUUCACUCAUCUGGCAUUAAUACCUGGGAAUUAUUUGUGUAUUUGAGCUUCAUGUAAAGUCUUGUAGACCAACAAAAGAAAGCGUGUUGAAAAAAAAUAGUUUUAAAUUGAUUUGCACCUCACAGAUUUCAAGAGGUUUUUUUUUAUGCUUUGCAUUUGCUAAUUUAGUGAAGCUCCACAUAUCUAUCAAAAUAACAGAGAAAGGGUUCACUAUUAUAUUAAUGUCAAAAUAAAUCCAUUCCACAAAGUGAAAGUUUCAUUUCCAUGGGCAGAGUUUUUCAGAGCCCUCUGGAAGCCAGACGUUGGUUCAAACUGUAGGUCACUGGUGGAUGGAUUAGAGCCUCGCGUGGCAUUUACUGAACAUUCCUGUUCCAGUAUGAUAACUGUUUGAUUAUGUAAAUGCUGGAGAGUAUCAUUACAUCACUGGGUUGUGAAAAAUACAAUGCGUAGUCUUUUUCUUUUUUUUUCCAUUUUAUGGACGGAGUUUUCUAUCUAAAUUUUUAUUGAUUGUUUUAUUUUUAAGAGGAAUGAUGCAACUAGAAAUACACUUGGUCAUGUGUGUGUAUAUUGAAUUAUCUUUAGAUAAAUGAAUGCUUCCAAUUCUGUUCAGUCCUUGCCAUUAAAAAAAAACCCUUUAGUAGGAUCUCA